Messenger RNA from Erythranthe guttata (spotted monkey flower), 699 nucleotides. RefSeq lists its product as uncharacterized. NCBI's taxonomy places the organism in Eukaryota, Viridiplantae, Streptophyta, Magnoliopsida, Lamiales, Phrymaceae. The record is from RefSeq and is a predicted model, not a curated record.
CACUUCCACCACCACCACAAUUAAAACCACCACCGUACACAAUCUCCACCGCCACCAUGUCAACAAACGGAUACUACAACAACAACAACCACCACCCAUCGCCGCCGUCUCUCCACCUUUGCUUCUUCCUCCUAAUACUCACCAUGUUCGUCGGAAUCACCUGGUACAUAAACUACGAGUCAAUCUUCGAGGGGUUGUUCGACCAGAUAAAGCUUCUUCUCAUGGUGUCGCCGCUCCUUCUCCUCCUCGCCGUACACCUCCUCUCCACCUUCGAAACCUCCGCCUUCUUCUUCAUCCCCUUGCCGGAGCAGGAAUCCCUCCACCGCGCCGGCGGCACGCCGUGGGGCGUCGGCCUCCUCCUCGUGAUUCUCUUCUUCAUGAUUUCUUACCAAUCUGAUUUUAGAGAGCGUUGGUUCCCUCUUCUUAGUUGAUCACUCGCACCAGUCUGCGCGUGUGUGUGAUUAUUUGUAGAUUUUGUAUUAAAAAAAAUUAAUUAAAUAAAAAAGAAAAGAAAAAAAAAGGUUUAAUUUAGUAGUACGUUUUAAUGUGGAUAUUUGGAUUUUUUUUUGUUUUUAAUUAUUGAUGAUGUACUUGUGAUCUGGGGUUUAAUUUGUUUAGUGGAAGGUAAUUAGUUGAUAAUGUAACUCCUAAUUAAAUAAUGUUUCUUUAAAUUAAUGAUGUAUUAUUAUUUUAUAUUUA